AUGAAGGACAUUGCUGAGUGUGUCUCGCAAGUUUUGCCCUCAUAUGAACAGUAUCCAAACUGGUCAACAGCUGAAGUCAGCACUGGGACCACAUUGGUUGCAUGCGAAUAUAGCGGAGGCGUUGUGAUCGGAGCUGACUCUCGCACAUCUUCGGGGGCGUACGUAGCGAAUCGGAUAACAGACAAGCUCACUCCUCUUACAAAGUACAUUUUUUGCUGCCGUUCGGGUUCUGCAGCGGACACACAGGCCAUAACUGAUGUUGUAAAAUAUCAGCUCGAAUUUCAUUCUAUCCAAAUGGGUCGUGAGCCUACUGUAGCAGAAGCUGCUACUACCGUUCAAAACUUGUGCUACAACUAUCGUGACAGUCUUCUUGCCGGAAUAUUUGUUGCUGGUUGGGAUGCUGAAAGUGGCGGUCAGAUUUAUUCGAUCCCAGUUGGAGGCAUGCUUAUCAAACAACCGGCAGUGAUUGGUGGUAGUGGAAGUACUUAUCUGUAUGGUUUCUUCGAUGCACAAUUUAGGCCAAAUAUGACGAAAGAAGAAGCAGUGGAACUUGUCAGCACAUGUGUGGGCCUUGCAAUAAAUAGGGAUGGGUCGAGCGGUGGUUGCAUCCGGCUUGGUGUUAUCUCUCGUGAUGGUGUUGAGCGCAGACUGAUCAAAGGUGAUGAAAUCCCCAUGUACUCAUACAAAGCGUAA
Echinococcus granulosus is the source of this 693-nucleotide messenger RNA. RefSeq names its product Proteasome subunit beta type-6. The transcript has 5 exons. Lineage: Eukaryota; Metazoa; Platyhelminthes; Cestoda; Cyclophyllidea; Taeniidae. Bases 1 to 693 code for a protein of 230 amino acids. The record is from RefSeq and is a predicted model, not a curated record. Gene Ontology annotation, molecular function: threonine-type endopeptidase activity. Gene Ontology annotation, cellular component: proteasome core complex.